AUGAGUAAUCCCAGAGAUGAGGAGUAUGACUAUUUGUUUAAAGGUAAGAAAAGCAAUAUUUUGACAAUUUUUGCCCGAAAAUUCCAAAAAAAAAUUUUCAAAGUUACAGUAGUCCUCGUUGGCGAUUCUGGAGUUGGAAAAUCCAAUUUACUCUCCAGAUUCACCAGAAAUACAUUCGAUUUGGAAACCAAAUCGACGAUUGGAGUGGAAUUUGCGACGAGAAGUAUGAUGAUCGAGGGAAAAAAGAUCAAAGCCACAAUUUGGGACACAGCUGGACAAGAGAGAUACCGAGCAAUCACUCCAGCCUAUUAUCGUGGAGCUCUUGGAAUUCUGAUCGUCUAUGAUAUCGCAAAACAUCAAACAUUUCAAAAUAUCGAUCAAUGGUUGAAAGAGUUGAGAAAUCAUGCGGACGAGUCUAAUAUCAGUAUUAUGUUGGUUGGAAAUAAGACAGAUUUGAGACAUCUGAGAGCUGUCCCCACUCAAGAGGCUGCUAUUUAUGCCGACAGAAAUCAUAUGAGCUUUAUUGGUGAGGUUUUUGAAAUUUUUAAAAAAAAUUAG
Caenorhabditis briggsae is the source of this 558-nucleotide messenger RNA. Gene Ontology annotation, biological process: exocytosis. NCBI's taxonomy places the organism in Eukaryota, Metazoa, Nematoda, Chromadorea, Rhabditida, Rhabditidae. Gene Ontology annotation, molecular function: GTP binding; GTPase activity. Gene Ontology annotation, cellular component: recycling endosome. The transcript has 2 exons. The record is from RefSeq and is a predicted model, not a curated record. Bases 1 to 558 code for a protein of 185 amino acids.